Messenger RNA from Punica granatum (pomegranate), 3396 nucleotides. The record is from RefSeq and is a predicted model, not a curated record. NCBI's taxonomy places the organism in Eukaryota, Viridiplantae, Streptophyta, Magnoliopsida, Myrtales, Lythraceae.
CAUCUUUUUCCUCAGAGGGGUCCUCCUGAUCUUACUAGGUUUCCCUCUGGGUGUCUGUUGAUUUCGUCAAAGAUCGAAUUUUUAUACGAAUUUCCAGCUAGUAAUAGCAGAAAGUAAUCCUUAUAGCUUCUGGGUUUUUGUCGAAUUGAAUGGCUCGGUUGAUUCUGCCAUGCAAGGGUUCAACUUUGGCGAAGACUAACCUCUUCGGUUUGAUCCCUUUUUCUCCUCAGGUUCAAUCUUCUCGGGCUGUUCCUUUGGCGAAGAGCCUCGUUCGGUACAGGCCCCUGUUGAGUUCAAAGGUGACCUGUAGAAGGAACCGUGGGAUUUUGAAUCCAUCAUUGAUAAGGAGUAGAGAAGCUAGUAAGAGAUUAAUUUGUUCGGUCGCCACAGAACCUGCACCAAAGCAAGUGGAAGACCCAAAAAUGGAGGCCCCGAAAGAAAUCUUCUUGAAAGACUAUAAGUUGCCGGAUUACUACUUCGACACGGUUGAUCUGAAAUUUUCACUGGGUGAGGAGAAGACAAUUGUCAGUUCUAAGAUUGCUGUGUUUCCAAGAAUUGACGGCUCUACUUCGCCGCUUGUUUUGGUUGGACAAGAUUUGAAGCUGCUUUCAAUCAAGGUCAACAACAAAGAACUUAAGGAAGGAGAUUACCAUUUAGAUGCACGAAGACUGACUCUUGUAUCGCCACCAAGUGGUGCUUUCACUCUUGAAAUUGAUAAUGAGAUUUAUCCUCAUAAAAACACUUCCCUGGAGGGCCUAUACAAGUCGUCUGGGAACUUCUGCACGCAGUGUGAAGCAGAGGGUUUCCGGAAAAUUACAUACUACCAGGACCGCCCUGAUAUUAUGGCCAAGUAUACAUGCCGUAUUGAAGCUGAUAAAUCCUUAUAUCCUGUUCUCCUGUCCAAUGGGAAUCUUAUUGAGCAAGGAGACCUUGAGGGAGGCAAACAUUAUGUCCUCUGGGAGGAUCCAUUCAAGAAACCCUGCUACUUAUUUGCCCUUGUUGGAGGACAACUGGAGAGUAGGGAUGACACCUUCACUACUCGUUCUGGUAGAAAGGUGUCUCUUAGAAUCUGGACCCCAGCACAGGAUCUGCCUAAGACUGCACAUGCCAUGUACUCUCUCAAGGCUGCUAUGAAGUGGGACGAGGAUGUUUUUGGUCUUGAGUAUGACUUGGACCUCUUCAAUAUUGUGGCCGUUCCAGACUUCAACAUGGGAGCUAUGGAAAACAAGAGUCUCAAUAUUUUCAAUUCCAAACUUGUCUUAGCAUCUCCAGAAACCGCUACAGAUGCGGACUAUGCUGCAAUUCUUGGAGUGAUUGGCCAUGAGUAUUUCCACAACUGGACUGGCAACAGAGUCACAUGCCGUGACUGGUUCCAACUUAGUCUGAAGGAGGGUCUCACAGUUUUCCGUGACCAGGAGUUCUCUUCAGAUAUGGGGAGCCGAACUGUGAAAAGAAUUGCGGAUGUGUCAAGACUCAGAAAUUUUCAAUAUCCACAGGAUGCAGGUCCCAUGGCUCACCCUGUACGGCCGCAUUCCUACAUCAAGAUGGACAACUUCUACACAGUUACGGUUUAUGAGAAGGGAGCUGAAGUUGUCAGGAUGUACAAGACAUUGCUGGGAAGCCAAGGGUUUCGCAAGGGCAUGGAUCUUUACUUUCAACGACAUGACGGGCAAGCUGUAACCUGCGAAGAUUUCUUUGCUGCGAUGCGUGACGCAAAUGGCGCAGAUUUCUGCAAUUUCCUGCUAUGGUACUCCCAAGCAGGGACGCCUUCCGUGAAAGUGAUCUCGUCCUACAAUGCUGAUGCUCACACUUUCUCCUUGAAGUUUAGUCAGGAUGUUCCACCGACUCCUGGGCAGCCAGUCAAAGAACCAAUGUUCAUUCCUGUAGCAGUUGGUCUUCUCGACUCAAGUGGCAAGGAGAUGCCUCUCACCUCGGUCUAUCACAAUGGAGCACUGCAGUCUCUUGCAAGCAAUGGUGGGCCCGUCUACUCAACAGUCCUUCGGGUGACCAAGAGAGAAGAAGAAUUUGUUCUUUCUGAUAUAAAUGAGCGGCCAAUCCCAUCUCUGCUACGGAAUUUCAGCGCCCCAAUUCGCCUUGAGACUGAUCUUACUGACAGCGAUCUGUUCUUCCUCCUUGCUCAUGAUUCUGAUGAGUUUAAUCGUUGGGAAGCUGGGCAGGUAUUGGCAAGGAAGCUGAUGCUCAGCUUAGUUUCCGAUUUCCAACAGAGCAAGCCACUAGUUCUGAACCAGAAGUUUGUCCAUGGACUCCGAAGCAUGCUUUGUGAUUCAAGUUUGGACAAAGAAUUUAUCUCGAAGGCGAUAACUCUGCCUGGUGAGGGGGAGAUUAUGGAUAUGAUGGAUAUUGCAGAUCCUGAUGCAGUCCAUGCUGUUCGAACUUUCAUCAGGAAGCAGCUUGCGCAGGAAUUAAAGACUGAGCUUCUGAGCACUAUUGAGAGCAAUAGGAGCUCAGAUGAAUACGUAUUUGACCACCCUAGCAUGGCCAGGCGAGCUCUGAAGAACAUUGCCCUCGCAUAUCUGGCUGCUCUUGAGGAUCCUGAGUUAACUGAGCUCGCUCUAUGUGAGUACCGGAAUGCCACGAAUAUGACUGAACAAUUCGCAGCUCUGGCAGCAAUAGCCCAGAAUCCGGGUCAAAAUCGGGACGAUGUUCUAGCUGAUUUUUACAAGAAGUGGCAGCACGACUUUUUGGUCGUGAACAAAUGGUUUGCCCUUCAAGCAAUGUCCGAUGUCCCUGGUAAUGUUGAAAAUGUGCGAAAACUCUUGAACCAUCCCGCUUUCGAUCUGCGCAACCCUAACAAGGUAUACUCUCUUGUUGGAGGAUUUUGUGGCUCUCCUGUUAAUUUCCAUUCCAAGGAUGGUUCGGGCUACAAGUUCUUGGGGGAACUAGUCGUGCAGCUGGACAAGAUAAAUCCUCAGGUUGCCUCGCGCAUGGUAUCUGCCUUCUCGAGAUGGAGACGCUACGACGAGACCAGGCAAAAGCUCGCUAAGGCACAGCUUGAGAUGAUCAUGUCUACUAAUGGACUGUCCGAGAACGUGUUUGAGAUUGCAUCAAAAAGCUUGGCCGCUUGAUUGCUGUGCUAAAGAUGUUAAACUGCUGCUACCUGGGUUUGCAGCAAAAAUUAAAAAUAAGAAUAGCAUUCAUGCGACUGGUACAGUAGCGAUCGUCCCUUGGGAACAGUCUUUUAUGUUUGAGAUUGUGAUCCAAUUUUGGGACACCGAAUAGUUGAACAUGUAUAGAACAUCUCUCCAUCUCGUUAGAUUGCAGUUUCGUGUUUUUUAAUUUUCUUUUUCUCCCCGACUUCCCAAGCAGUGGGAAGAAGCUCAUGAAGACGGUUUAUGCUUUGAAUUCGAAAAAAGGUUCCCAUUAUUGCUUGAAAAA